UAAAAAUACAUAUUAUAAAAAAGAGCAUUGUGUAAGAAAACAUGUAUUCAUUCUAAUGUUGAUUAAAGCAUAAUGUCCGAGUGGGACUACUACAUUACAGUCCUAUAUACGUCAGUGCUGGUGUGUGACACUGAGGUGUUUGUGCUGCAGGAGAAACAUGGCGGUGCAGACACCAGGUGUCCUCUGAUGGUGAAGAUCCUGGACGCUGUGAAAGGGACUGCGGCCGGAUCGGUGACACUCAGGCUGUCUCAGAAGACUGCUGAUGGGGGAUGGACACAGAUCGCUAAUGGAAUAACAGACGCCACUGGAGAGGUCCAUAACCUCAUCACAGAGCAGCAGUUCCCAGCAGGAGUGUAUCGGGUCGAGUUUGAUACCAAAACUUACUGGAAGAAUGAGGGCAGCACGCCAUUCCAUGAAGUAGCUGAGGUGGUGUUUGAGGCCCAUGCCGGAGGUCAUCAUCACUACACCUUGGCCUUGCUGCUCAGUCCGUACUCAUACACCACCACAGCCCUGGUCACCGAUGCACACUAGUGAAAAACAUCCUAGAGUGAAGGCUGCAGAUCAGACCUUGUGUUGAUCCAAACCAACGAUAAAUGUAUCCACUAUCAAUGACUCUGUGUGUAUCACAGCCUGACGUUUCAUCUUCGUCUG
Molecule: messenger RNA, 651 nt
Organism: Trematomus bernacchii (emerald rockcod)
Lineage: Eukaryota; Metazoa; Chordata; Actinopteri; Perciformes; Nototheniidae
Gene: ttr
Product: transthyretin (prealbumin, amyloidosis type I)
Exons: 3
Coding region: 73-531 (152 amino acids)
Biological process (GO): purine nucleobase metabolic process
Source: RefSeq, a predicted model, not a curated record